Molecule: messenger RNA, 888 nt
Organism: Zophobas morio
Lineage: Eukaryota; Metazoa; Arthropoda; Insecta; Coleoptera; Tenebrionidae
Gene: SsRbeta
Product: translocon-associated protein subunit beta
Exons: 2
Coding region: 217-792 (191 amino acids)
Cellular component (GO): endoplasmic reticulum; membrane
Source: RefSeq, a predicted model, not a curated record
AAACGUGGUACGAGGACGUGGCUGUACGUGGAUCUGCGUGGCUGACGUUUAUUACAGUUGUCUCGUCUCGCGCGUGGUGUGGGUUUAGUUCGGACAGCUGUAACAUCAAAAUCACAUUUCAGUUACAUUUCCAUUGAUUUAAACACAUUCUUCAGUGAGUGUAACUAGUUUGUAAACGUGGAACUGUUUUAAAAUUCUUCAUAGCCAAAUUUAACAAUGUAUAAAAUAACUAUCGCCGUUUUCACAACCUUCCUUGCGGUUGUUAUGUGUAAUACAGAAGAAGAAGUAGGUCCGCGACUUCUCGUUUCUAAACAAAUCCUCAACAGAUAUUUAGUGGAAAAUAAGGACAUCGAAGUGAAAUAUACCUUGUACAAUGUGGGUACCGCUGCAGCUAUUGGGGUUCAGCUGACUGAUAAUGGUUUUCAUUCUGAAGCUUUUGAAGUAGCUGGAGGGCACUUAUCAGCCAAAUUUGAUAGAAUUUCGCCCCAGACUAAUGUUUCUCAUGUUGUGAUUGUGAGACCAAAGCGUUACGGAUACUACAACUUCACUAGUGCCGAAGUGACUUACAAGAUUGCUGAUUCUUCAGUGGUACAGAUCUCUCUUAGCAGUGAACCAGGAGAAGGUGGUAUUAUUGCUUUUCGGGAUUAUGACAAGAAAUUUUCAUCACAUAGUUGGGACUGGUUGGCGUUUACUCUCAUGACUACACCAUCGUUAGCUAUUCCAUUGGCUCUGUGGUAUUCCAGCAAGAGCAAGUAUGAAAAACUUGUCAAGCCCACAAAAAAGAAUCAUUAAAAUUUAAGUUUUUGUACUCUGAUGAUCAGAGAAGAAUUUGUUUCACAACUUGUUAAUUUAUAAUUGUUGCAAUUUUGUAAUACAUUUUUUUUUGCA